Messenger RNA from Pedinophyceae sp. YPF-701, 1482 nucleotides. Lineage: Eukaryota; Viridiplantae; Chlorophyta; Pedinophyceae. The record is from the annotation of a GenBank genome assembly.
AUGGACUCCGCUGACGAGUCAGCGGCUGGAGCGGUCGGUGCAGCGGCGCCGGAGUGGUCCUUGCUGCUCGAAGAAGAGGAAAACUUGCGCGUGUUUUUCACGGCCAUCAGGGGCGAGCGCCAGGCCAGCGACAUGACAGGGGCCCUCCUCUCAGAGCUCGCCACGGACACCCGCAAGCUCCUGCGAAGCGAAACAGACGACGAGACGUACAGAGAGAACUCGCAGAUCCUGAAGACCGUCUUUCUGAGGACGCUCGAGCACACGAUGCGCCAGGAAGCCGGCGAGGCGGUCACCCCCGAGGCCCUCAAGCGCUGCCGAGCGCGGCUCGGGACGCGCCUCUUCCGGAAAGCCGUGUGCGCGGCCGCCGCAACGCUCAUCUGGGGCAUUCCGUCCACCAAGGACCCGCUCGGCCGCUUCCGUGUCGUAUCCACGGUGCUCUGGGGCGACGCCAACGCGCACGUGGACUGCAAGCUCGACUCCCUGGACGACCACGCCCUCAUCGUGCACGAGGCCGCGGCCGUCGUCGACGACGCAGCGCAAGCGGACCUGCUGUGCCUCCCUGCCCUGGCCGGCCACGUCGACCGCGGCCGCGCGCACCUCCGCGCCGUCCAGGAGGCGGUGCUGCUGGAGCCGCUGUGGCGCAACGGGUCGGAGCUGUACGCGGUCGUCAGCGACGGGAGCCUGGCCGCGAUGUACCACGACAACGCAACGCUGGCGGCGGACGCGGUGCGCAGGGCGAUGAUGGGCGCCCGGGAGCUGCUCAAGGAGGUGGCGCUGCGCAUCGCGAGCCGCUCGCUCGACAUGCUCAUGCCCGCGAAGACGUUCGAGCUGUACGCAAGCGUCCUGCUGCGGCUGAUCGUCACGCUCGUCAACUGCCACGUGGAGGUCCUCUACGGGCAGCACCUGGUGACGAUCGCGGCGUGCUGUGUCUACGCCGCGAGCCGCGUGCUGCAGACCACGCACCCCGUCGCGACCGUCACGCUCAAGGAGGUCAUCGCCGCGGGCGUCGCGACCGUGCCGGCGUGGAGCAAGGUCGCCUUCGGGAAGGUGGAGGUGAUGCUGCGUGUUGUACCCAGUGCUCAGGGGGGGGAGUAUAUCGAGCAGACCUACGGGGGUAUCCGCACCAUGUACGACAAGCGCUUCCUCGAUUUCAUGCGCGAGACGUUGCUCGAGAUGCGGCGGGAGCUCCAGGGCGAGCACGGCGUGGCUGACAGCGGGGACGAGUCACCGCCUGCCGCGGCGGGGGAGCGGGGCGGCGGGGCGCAGGAGGUCGGCACGCCGGCGGCGGGGAUCGGCGGACGGCCGCACGUGAAGCCGGCGUCGCCGGAGGACGACUGGAUCCUGCGGCUGGCGCAGGAGGGUGUGUGGCGGGCGCAGCAGCGCACACCAGCAGGUAAGGCGCGGCCGGGGGCGGACAAGGUGGCGGGGGGCUCCGGGGGGAAGGCGCGGUCGCCGCUGGGGAACGCGGAGAAUAUCGCGUGA